UUUUUUUUUUUUUGGUUCUUUUUUUUUUUUUUUUCCGGAGCUGGGGACCGAACCCAGGGCCUUGCGCUUCCUAGGUAAGCGCUCUACCACUGAGCUGAAUCCCCAGCCCCUACAGGAGCCAUUCUUAUUCAAACCACCAGUGUUUGGUGGCUCUCUAGUGCAAAGCAGAGGUCAAAGCAGGCCAGGCAGAGCAUGGCGGUAAAACCUUAUUGGAGACACUACUGGAAACUUCACAGGUUUUUAUAGCCUCACAUUCAACAAAUCAAUAACCCAAGCUGUGGCCAAAUGCUUCUAUACAUUGAUAGCAUGCACUAUUCACAUUAGGCAAAUAACCUGAGGGCUAGCUCAGAGGGCAGUAAGAAGAGAGACUGCACAGAGGACAGCACGCUCAGACUCCCAUACAGAGGCCGGCAUUAAAAAGCUAUCUGCUGGGGGAUGAGGUCAAAACACAUGGUGUAUGUGCAAAAGAAAAACCCCAAAUCAAUAACUGAGGGAAGCUGGGCAGAGUUCGGCCUGUAAAUCUCAUUAUGCUAAAUAUUUAAAAAGAAAUGUCGACCUAUCAAAAAUCUGAUUUCAAAGACUCUAUGAAGACAAGAUAGAAUCUCUGACCACAUUACUCAAGAGCUUUUGUCAUUGUGACCUCCAGCCUCUCAGGAACCUCAAAGUGGCCACGUCGUAUCAGAGAUCCCAGCUAGAAUGACCCAGCAAAGCAGGCUCGGCCUUCCCACAGAAGAUAAAAACAUUAGUGGGCAGGCAGUUGAUGAGUUCCUAUCGUGUGGAAGAAACAUAGAAACCAACAGGGUACAACUCUGAAUUAAAGGUCGAAGAGAAUGUACCCCUAGAUUUUUAUUUCUUCAUUCGUUUCAUAUUUAAUUUUUAAUUUUUAAUUGUUUAAUUAUGUAUGUGUGUCAAAGAGUCCCGGAAGUGGGUGUUGGGUCCCCUGGAGUUGGGAACCACCUGACAUGGGGGCUAAGAACUGAACUCAGGUCCUCCUCGAGAGCAGUCGGCACUCCUAACUGCUGAGCCCUCUGUCCUGUCCAUCUGUCUGUUUUUGAGACAGGGUCUCACCCAGCCCAGGCUGACUUCGAACUCACAGUCCUUCAGUCCCAGACUCUGCACACCAGGAUUACAGGUAUACGAAUGCAGUAGAUACUCAUAACAGACCCCAGCCGAACAGAAGCUCUCCAGGUUCUCAGCGGUUAAGUGAAGAAGCCCUCGCAGUCCACCCCUUACUUAAACUUUCUUUCAUGCACCCCAUGGGAAAGCACCAGGUACUUCCAACCUAAAGAUGGAGCUAUUACCCGAGGCUGCUGGUAGCCAUUGUACGUGUGAGCUUAACUUCUUAGCGCUUCCCUUUUCCUAUAGUUUUGGAACAUUCUACAAGGACGCGUUAUUUUUAGAAUGAGAGGAAAAGAAAAUCUCCCGUUCAAACAUCACCAAAAAUGAAAGUCAGAGCCAUUUCCUUCAGAUUAGCCAGGGCUGAGAGCGGAUGAGGGUCUUGUAACCUCCAGCUAACCUCCAGCAGGCAGCCUUUUUAUUAUUGUUGUUGUUACGCUGUGGGGUGUGUGUGUGUGUGUGUGUGUGUGUGUGUGUGUGUGUGUGUUCUAUGCCACGGCACACACAUGGAGGUCAACAGGUCCAUUCCUUCCACCCUGUGAGUUCUUGAAGAUCAAACACAGGCUUAGUGGCGAGUGCCUUCUCCCUCUGAGCCAUUUUGCCAGCCACAGAACAGAUCUUUAGGACUGCUUUACAGAUUUAAUUUCUGCAUGUUUCAUCUAAGUCAGCUUCCACUGCCUUGGUGUGUGGAAAACAACUGAGCUGCGCCCAUACAGUGAGGCACCACAAGGCCAAAAGAAAAAAGUAAACACACGUAAGCUUCAACCUGGCAGGUUUUCUAAGGCAGAGGCAGUAUUGUCAUCUUCUCGAGCCUGGUCACGGAUUUGGAAGCUUAGAGAGGCUAAGUUUGCAGGGCUCUGUGGGGCUUAAACAUCAGACCCAGGACUCAGCUGUGUCUCUAAAACCUUCCCCUUUAGCUGAGUUCGCUUUUCCCUGUAAAACAACCACUCAUCUGAGGCUGUGAUCUGUAUUCCUUUGGGUUGUAUGAACCCUGGUGUUUCUGCUGGCCAUAGGCUCUUGACUUUUGGGGUAGCUAGACCUCUUAUCCCCAGCCAUGGUGGUUCUGCCCGCUCUAAAACCCCUAGAAAACCAGUCAUCUGUUUCUUAAUAAGUUACAUAGACACGAGCCAUGUGACCCAGCAACUCUUUUCCACACAAAAAUGUUCCACACAAAAGUGGCAGAUAAAUGUCCAUAUAAAAAUUCGGACGCCACGUUUUUGGAAGCAUUGGUCAUCAAUCCAAAGUGGCGAAGAGCCACACAUUCAGCUUUUGGUGAGUGGAAAUUGACGUGGUAUAUCCAUACAAUGGAGCACUAUAAGGUAGAAACAAAGGAGCAAAUGUUCACAGUACAACCUGGCCAAGCUCAAAACUAUUCUACUGAAAGAGGGAAGGAAGCCAAUCAUAGAAGCUCAUACACUGAUCAUUCGUGGUUGUCUGGGACUGGGAGUGGGACCUAGGGAUGAUUCCACAGGAGCAAGAAGUGAUGAAGUUCUAAGAUUAGCUGGGUGCAGAGCUCUGGGGUGUUGUGGAAAACCCCGGAACGGUUAAAAAACGGGCAGCGUGUCUUAUGAUAUGCAAAUGAGACCCCAAGUUACUUUUCCAAAAUAGAGUUUGACUACCCAAGCUUCGGAGAGCCGCUGUGAGGAUCAGGAGAGGUGGCCUAUGAGAAGCAGCCGGCCUGGUGCACAGCACCUGAUAAAUAGUCAUGAAGGUGAGAGUCAGAAUGUAUAAUGAGGAGAGCUUGCGCAAACGUGGAAGAGUAGAUACCACAGAAAGAACAGCCUCUGCCGCUUCCCCACCUCUUACCACACCUCCUCAGCAUUUUCCAGCUCAAGUCAUCCCUCAACUUAAUGUGGCAGGUGCGUUAUUAACAAGCCCAUGUGGAGAAACUGAGACCUGGAGAAGUUGGGUUGCCGUCCCCGAAACUCGGUAGAGCUGAGAGCUCGAUUUAGAAGGAGGAACUGCACUCUAAUUCCCUGGCUCUCUCCCCUGCCUCCAUGAGACACAGCUAGAUACCGGGCUUCUAUGGUAGUGAUGGCUUGGGUGUCCAGAGGCCCGUGGAUAGCUCUCCUUCUGGACUUAAGUGUUAGGGAGGUUAGUCCAAGAAAGUGUAUCAGGAGGGAACCACACACCUAGAGGUGUAGAGGAGGUGAAAGAACUCAGGGAACAUGAGGGGAGCCUGGAGGAGGAGUGGAAAAUACUGGGAAUGGUAAGGAUGGGGCUCAAGUGGGUCCAAGGUCAGGGACGUUAGCCAAAGAAGGACUCCUUUUCCAGGGGAACAACUCACACACCACCCACUGCAGGUGGGAAGGUUGACUCAGGAUGCUAUGAGCUCAAGGGGAUGGGGAGCUGCCACCCCGGGCUCCCACACUGCUGUGAACAUACGCCAGCUCAGCCAGUCAGGCACACGGGGCUCUGUCAGGCUGCCAGGAAGCUAAGCUGAGCUCAGAGAGUCCAACAAGAGCUGACUGAUGGCAGCCUCAAACACAUCCACCUGUGCACCCCAGGGUCCCCGUCCCACAACCCCCUACCGCGUCUCACACACCACGACUAUCUUCUCUGGUUCGGAUUUAAUGACUUGGAUCCAGCGCUCAACCCUGUUUCCACAUUCAUCUAAGAUAAAUACUUCAGACUCCUUCUCCAAAGUUCACUGGGCACAGACAAGACUACUAGGGACAUUUUAAGGAUUCUGGUGAAGCCAGGUGCAAAACGUUACACAGUGAACGGUUCAGGUCAGCUGUGCCGGGUGCUUCUGGCAAACAUAAUCGCAAGACCUCGUAUAGGGGGAGGGGUGAAAACUAGAGUCACGUGACAGGGAUUCCAGGAUGUCAUUACUUGCAUAAACGCUUACGCAGAUAAGAAGAUCUGUGGGCCUGGUAGUCUACAGACAAAGGAGAAAAACUACCAUAAGGAAACAGUGGGGAAAGAAAAAGAGGAGGGGACCUAUUGCUCUGCACACCUCUGUAUUGUUUAAUGCUAAUAAGAACUCGUUUGUGCCCUUUCCGCUCGGCCGUUCUCCUGUACAGGAGGCAACCAUGGCGCCCAGCCGGAAUGGCAUGAUCCUGAAGCCCCACUUCCACAAAGACUGGCAGCAGCGAGUGGACACGUGGUUCAACCAGCGGGCAAGCAAAAUCCGCAGACGCAAGGCCCAGCAGGCGAAAGCUCGCCGCAUCGCCCCUCGCCCCGCGUCGGGUCCCAUCAGGCCCAUCGUGAGGUGUCCUACAGUUAGAUACCACACCAAGGUCCGGGCUGGCAGGGGCUUCAGCCUGGAGGAACUCAGGGUGGCUGGUAUCCACAAGAAAAUGGCACACACCAUCGGCAUCUCUGUGGACCCAAGGCGAAACAAAUCCACUGAGUCACUGCAGGCCAACGUGCAGCGCCUGAAGGAGUUCCGCUCCAAGCUCAUACUUUUCCCCAGGAAGCCUUCUGCUCCGAAGAAGGGAGGCAGUUCUGCUGAGGAACUUAAAUUGGCCACGCAGCUAACAGGACCUGUGAUGCCCAUCCGGAAUGUGUACAAAAAGGAAAAGGCCAGAGCCAUCACGGAAGAGGAGAAGAACUUUAAGGCUUCCGCCAGCCUUCGCAUGACCCGAGCCAAAGCCUGGCUCUUUGGCAUCCGAGCAAAGAGGGCGAAAGAAGCCGCAGAGCAAGACGUUGAGAAGAAAAAGUAAUGUGCGGUUGGAGAGUUGUAAUAAAUUUUCCAUAAAGCAAAAAAAAAAAAAAAAAAAAAAAGAACUCGCUUGUAUGAAUUUGAUGAUUUGAUGUGUCUUUUUAAGCAUCAAAGUCUUUCGGCCUGAAGAACCAUUUAAAUGAUCGCUGUUCUGAUACAGGGUUCAGAGAAACUUUCAAAGGUCAAGGAUGUUUGGUUGCUGGUUCUGUUGAGACAGGGUCACAUGUAGCCUGGGCUGGGGCCUUGAACUCAGUAUGUAGCUGAGGAUGACAUAGACUUUCUGAGCUUCCUGCCUCCAGAACUGCGAUCAUGGGCGGGCAGGCAACACUACUACGGGUCCUGCGGAUCAAACACGAGGCCUCACACUGGCGAGGCAAGCCCUCCGCCCGCUGAAUGGCAAACAUCUCGAACUAUUUCUAAUUCCUGCCACACUUUCUUGAAGCCAAGCCUUCCGUGCUCCGUGACACAGAUUUUAAAAAUUGAAACCGGACAGGCAAAACAAAUUGUUCAAGGUCAUAGGCUAGGAAUGGGGCGGAGUGGUGUCCUUGAACUCCAAACCGUGCCUCUUCGAAGCAGGGCACUUGAUUGUCAACGAAGAAUGAUAUUCGGGUAGUGGGCUGGAAGAUGUUACCUCCUGGCUGGCUGUUCCCAAGGCCCCUGCAGAGGCCCCUCGGAGGGGAAAUGGGGCUUUCCAGAGAAGUGAAUAACUGACAAAUUGGGAGAGAGGAGUCGGUGAACUGCCACCCCUACCAAAAAUUAGACCUCGUCAUGAGGAAGCCACCCCCUGAGUGGGAUGAGGGCGCCACGUCACCCAGCAAACCAAAUCACAUGUGAGAAGGAGCCUCAGGGCCGCAACCGCAGCCUGAGCCAUCCUGCCUCUCAGGAGGCUCACCCCAGCUCUCACCUGAGCAGUUCAAAUCCCAGUGGUCAGGACCCUGUCCUGCUCAUGUCCUAGAGGCGUGAAACUCUGAAACGCACAGGAUGAUAUCCUAAGGACAGGACCCCAGGUCAACAUAUGCUCGCUCUGUUCCCUGGGUAUAGGCUGCAGACAGUGUGGGUGUAAUUCCUAGCCUAUCUUCUCUUUACAACCCACCCCGCAAGGUCCUGUGUGUCAGUUUCUAUGUGGGACAUCAUGGAGGCACCCGAAAUGUUUCCAAUUCCCAUGGCUAGGGAGGCCCAGCCUUCAGCUCUUCCACUGA
Rattus norvegicus (Norway rat) is the source of this 5982-nucleotide messenger RNA. The record is from RefSeq and is a predicted model, not a curated record. Lineage: Eukaryota; Metazoa; Chordata; Mammalia; Rodentia; Muridae.